Molecule: messenger RNA, 871 nt
Organism: Zophobas morio
Lineage: Eukaryota; Metazoa; Arthropoda; Insecta; Coleoptera; Tenebrionidae
Product: tetraspanin-6-like
Exons: 4
Coding region: 28-738 (236 amino acids)
Cellular component (GO): plasma membrane
Source: RefSeq, a predicted model, not a curated record
UGUCAGUUUAUUACCAACUCUGACAUUAUGUGUUUUAUCAAAGAAACUAUAAAAUUCGCCGUUUUAGCCUUUGGUAUAAUUUUUCUGUUGACAGGUGUGGCACUCGUUUCGAUCGGUGCCAUCUACGAAAUCACGUUCAAAGAGCUGAGUAUCGUUAUUCCAAAAUCGUACGACCAACUCUUCUUCAUUCCUCAUCUGACGGUAGCCGCUGGGGUCCUCAUCACUCUCUCUACGUGUUUUGGAUGUGGAGGUGCCCUCUCCAACAACCGCUAUCUUCUAUUCACAUACGCCGUUCUUCUAAUUUGCGUCUUCUUCUUGCAACUGUCCAUCGGUAUCUUCACGUUCUUGGUAGUCCACGACAAAGAAGACUUAUCUAAGAGCGUCAACACAACAACAACUGAGGUCUUCCAGGCUCAGAAUGAUCCCCGUUUUAUCGAUUUGCUCCAAGCCGAACUUCACUGUUGUGGAACUUACGGACCCACUUUCUGGAACGAAACGAAGAAUCUUCCCUUUCCGCCAAGUUGUUGCACUAGUGACGACUGCAGAGACGUGCACUCACAAGGGUGCCAAACUGCCGUUUUUGUUUUCUUGACAGAGGCGGCACGAGUUGUGGGAAUCGCAGUUUUAGCUUUUUCUGUAGCCGAAGUAGCGGGGGCUAUUCUGACGUUGUACAUGGGAAACUUGGUCAAACACAGAAGUAGGAAAAAAUACACGGAGGUGAUGUUUGAAGAGGAAUAAUGGAGUUAUUGAAGAUUUUUAUGACAAAAAACAAACUACUGAAACAUUUACACAAUGUAUUUUAUGACUGAAACAAUUAAGUGCAGUUACAUCUACCCUCUAUACAAACUCCAAUUAAAGUCGAAUGUUGAAA